CAAAUAUUUUGUUCAAACAUGAAUCAUCGGUCUGUACGAAUUUUCGGUGUUAUCUUUGUCCUUUUUUAUGUAAUUCCCAAUAAUUUCUACGUUCAUGGAGCUAUAACGCUUCUGAGACAUUUAAGAAAGGGAUCAGAAGAAUUGAAUCAUGUUGACAAAGAUGAUAAUAAUGAAGAAGCCGGUUUUGAUUUGGAUCCAGAUGAAAUGAAUAAAUUCCACAUUUGGCCUUUAGGAGUUAUACCUUAUUAUAUUGAUGACUAUUCCUUUGAUAAAGCAUUACGGGAUACAAUUCGAGCAUUUUUAGACCACACAGGUCGAAUAACUGGAUUGCGUUUCCUGGAGUUGCUGCAGCCACCAGAAGAUGGCAGCCGAUGGGUCUUCUUUAUUAAUCGUCAAGGUCUCUUAGGUUGCGAAGAUCAUCCAUUCAAUAGCUUUACAAACGAAGGAGUACAGAAAGUAGUAUUAGGUUAUGACUGUUUAAAAAGUGAAAACGGUAUGGGGGAAAUUAUUUUGUCCCUGGUAGGUGUACCUCCACAACACAAUGCACCUAAUAGAGAUGAUUUCAUCAAAAUUAAAAAAGAUAACAUUAUGCCCGAUAAGUUAAAAUUGUUUAAAAUAUUGAGAGACGACGAGUGGCUUUUUCAUGACAUUGAGUACGAUUUUAAAAGUGUUGGACAUUAUGAUUCUCAUAAGUAUACAGUGAAUGGAGCAGCCACAAUUUUGCCACAGGAUGCUACAUUGGACAUGGAAAUUGGACCUGGAAAGUGUUUCAGCUAUAGAGAUAUCCAAAAAAUUAAGAUGUUAUACAAUUUUAUUAUAUCAAAACACAAGGAUAAUGCGCGUCUUCCUGAAUGUCUUAAAAUAUUUUCACCGGGGCCCAAAUUUAAGAGUUACAGACCAAAAAAGAAAGAUACAGUAACUCCAAGAAAUAAACCAAAUAAAUACUUAGGAAUAAAAGAUGAAGAGCCUGAAAAAUUAGUUGACAUAUCAGCUUCUAAAGAAACGAGGGAUAAAAAGAAGGCUAUUAAAAAAGAAGAUACACAAGAUAAUGCUCCACAAGAUGGAACGCUAGAAAACGUUAAACAUGAAUCUCAUGAGGAGCACGACAAAUCUCAUGAUGAUGUAGAAAAAAAUGGCAACACUGUACCAAGUGAUAAAAAUGAAGAUAAAAAUAGUGACCAUUCAGAUAAAUUAAAAAGAGAUAAGGAUGAUACUACACCACGGUCACAGACAUUAAAAUCUAAAUAUGAUAAAAAAAACUCAAACAAGGAUUUACUAAAUCUAUCUGAUUACGCAACGGGAGAGGAGAAUUAAAACGAAUACAUAGUUUGUUAAAAUUAUUUAUUUAAUUAACCAUUUAAUACAUUAUCUAUCACAUUAUAAGCACGUUUGUAUGUCACGUUUUACAUAACAUGUUUCACAUAUAACUUCGCAACACCAUUUGAAUUGACAAUUAC
Colias croceus (clouded yellow) is the source of this 1457-nucleotide messenger RNA. Its product is annotated as zinc metalloproteinase nas-5-like. Gene Ontology annotation, biological process: proteolysis. Bases 19 to 1314 code for a protein of 431 amino acids. The transcript has 6 exons. The record is from RefSeq and is a predicted model, not a curated record. Gene Ontology annotation, molecular function: metalloendopeptidase activity; zinc ion binding. Lineage: Eukaryota; Metazoa; Arthropoda; Insecta; Lepidoptera; Pieridae.